Pocillopora meandrina is the source of this 1080-nucleotide messenger RNA. NCBI's taxonomy places the organism in Eukaryota, Metazoa, Cnidaria, Anthozoa, Scleractinia, Pocilloporidae. The record is from the annotation of a GenBank genome assembly.
AUGUCUUUAAGCUUUCUUCGCUCAUCUUCAAGUAUCAUACAAUGUCAAGUUGUGUUACUCGACAAUUCGCAAUUCAUCACAUCAUUUGAACAGCAGACAGUGAAGGGAAACGAGUUGCUCGAUAGAGUAUGUGACAAGAUCCAAGUGCCUCUCUAUUACAAGCAGUACUUUGGGCUUCAGUACAUUGACCGCGAAGAUGGCGAAUUGGUAUGGUUGAACCUCGAGAAAGAACUCCCUCCUCAACGAAAAUCCAAACCGCUGUUGUUUCAGUUCGCUGUGAAAGUAUUUCCCCGGGACCCUCUCAAAGUGGAGGAAAACUUGCAGUGGCUCAUUUUGCUUCAGGUCAAAGCGCUAAUCAACCGUGGAAAGUUUUCCCUCCCUGUUAGCAAACAUGCCAUGAUUGAUGGAUUCUACGUGCAAGCCACGCUCGGAGAUUUCAGUGGCAAGCGACACAAGCCUGGUUAUUUAGAGGAACUGUUAGGUCUAUUUUACUUCCCACCCACAGGUAUUAACACUGAUGAGAACAUUAGCGAGGAAAGUUACGAAGUAAUGGUCAAAGAUUUGCAUAAAUCGCAUCGCGGGAUGACCCGCAAGGAGGCGGUGUCUGCGGCCCUCGACGUUUGCAAGGAACUGGAUAACUACGGAGCUUGUUUACAUUAUGGAAUAAGUGAUCACAAUGGAGAAGAAGUUGUGUUCUGUGUUACAGUGGAUGGAAUGCGCAUUUGCCAUUUGAAGAGUAAAUUUCCUGAAGUGGGCGAAGUAUGUCAUAGUUUUCAAUGGCGUGACAUCAUCUCAAUGUUUUGUGAUAACGCAAAGUUUUAUAUGUACGUGGAGGAAACUAAAGAAGAGCAAAAGUCCACCUGUCACGUGUUUCGCUUCAGCAAAGGCCUUUUCGCUUACAAGGCAGCUCAACGCCUAUUGAUUGACGCUGAAAAUCACCAAAAGUUCUUCUUCGAAGACAACCCUGAAAGGGCGACACUCAUUAGAAGCCGUUCUUUGGAAAUGCAGUCUUUAAAUAGGAUUCGAAAUGGAUCACUGCUAUCUACCAAAUUGAAUCUUUCCUUCAGGAAGCAAAAGUGA